GCUGGGCCGGGGACUGCGGUGAGGGCCCGACCCCCGCAGGAACCCCCCCGAGCCCUGCCUGCGGGGCCCCACCGCCCGCCGCCGGCGGGGAGGGCGGGCGCCCCCUGCGGGCGAGGCGCCCCGGGGAAGGCGGCCCCAGCGGGGAGCCUCGCCCCCGCCCCGCCAGCGGCUCCGGCUCUCCGCCGCCGGCAGCCGCCACCCCACCACUCUGCCGGCUCCGUAACGCCCGGAAACGGCAGCAGGGACGCCGGGCCGGGGCUCCCCCACGCAGACAUGAGCGGGCUCGGGGCCGCCGCGGAGCCGCCGGGCGGCAGGAGCAGGAGCAGCAGCAGCAGCGGCGACGAGGUGUUUCUUCCUGAGGAGGCGCGCGGCGCCGCACCUGUGGAUUUCCUGCAGGAGCUGCCCAGCUACCAGACGGCGCUGCGGCGCCGCGGGGGCGGCCAGGAGCGGCGGGCGGCCCCGCAGGGCCCGGCGGAGCUCCGCGCUCUGGAGGCCCUGGGCCUGAAGCAAGAGAGAGACGAGACGGCUGAUCGCCCUGCGAGGGAAUACCCCCUGACCCUGGCGGAAAAGAAGCGAUUAAGGGACUGUCUGCAGGCAGACAUAAAAUACUCACCUGGAUGGAAACUGUGGAGUAGAACUCGCAGUAAGUCAUUGAAAAAAGUCUUCAAUGAAGUCAAGGAGUUGUCAUCUUACCUGGAGCUUUGGCGACAUGAUAUUCACAGCAUAGAAGGGAAAUUUGGUACUGGCAUCCAGUCAUACUUCUGCUUCCUGCGUUUUCUGGUCCUGCUGAAUUUUACAAUUUUUAUCCUGAUGUUCAGUUUUGUUACCCUUCCCACCAUCAUUUCUAAUUAUGGAAUAUUCAACAGUAGCUUUGCUAAAAUUCCUCCAAAGAACAUAGAGCCUCACUGCACAGUUUAUAAACCCAGUGCUGAUAAGGGACUUGUUUACUUCUAUGCUUACCUCAAAGAUUUGCUCAGUGGCACUGGGUUCCUUGAAACGACAAGUUUGUUUUAUGGAUAUUAUACAAUAGACACUGUGUGGCUCAGCAUCCUGAGGUACAACUUGCCACUAGCAUAUCUGCUGGCUACAUUUGCCUACCUUGCAUUAAGUCUCCUCUGGAUAAUAAAAAGGUCCGUGGAAGGAUUUAAACACAAUUUGGUACACGCUGAAGAUCCAUUUCAGAGUUACUGUAACAAAAUCUUUGCAGGCUGGGACUUCUGCAUUACAGAUCCAAAUGCAGCACAGCUAAAACAUCGCAGCUUGCGAUAUGAGCUCCAAAUGGACUUGGAGGAAGAAAGGCAGAGAAAAAAAAUAGCUGACAGGACAAUGAAAGAAAAGCUACGCAUCUACUCUCUGAGAAUAUUUAUAAAUAUAAUUGUCUUUGCAGUUUUAUCAGGAUGUUUCUAUUCUAUUUAUAAAGCAACUGUCUUCUCUCAAGAAAACUCCAGUGGUGUCAGCAAUAUGAACUUCCAGGCUAAUCUCUUAGUGCAGUAUUUGCCUUCCAUAGUGAUCACGUUGGCCAACUUCAUUGCUCCUCAGAUCUUCUCAUUUCUGAUCAAAUUUGAAGAUUAUUCACCAGCCUUUGAAAUCAGGCUGACACUCAUGAGGUGUAUCUUUGUGCGGUUGGCCAAUAUCGGUGUUCUGUUGUUCUCUCUGUGGAGUCAGAUCUCCUACUGUGCCACUGACAUGUGUAAAGCCUGUGGAUACAAUUACGAACUCUAUCCUUGCUGGGAAUCUGAAGUUGGGCAAGAAAUGUAUAAACUGAUGAUAUUUGAUUUUAUUAUAAUUCUUGCUGUGACCCUCUUUGUAGAUUUUCCUAGAAAGUUGUUAGUUACUCAUUGCAAGAGCAAGCCAGUUCAGUGGUGUGGAUUGCAGGAAUUUGGAAUUUCUGACAAUGUCCUGGAAAUCAUUUAUGGGCAAACUAUCUGCUGGAUUGGAACCUUCUUUUCACCACUUCUCCCUGCAAUAGCAACUGUAAAAUACUUCAUCAUCUUUUAUGUUAAAAAGGUCAGUUUGAUACACACAUGUAAACCUGUAGCUAGGCCUAUCAGAGCAUCACGUUCCAAUUUUUUCUUCUUGGUGGUACUGUUGAUUGGGCUCUUCUUGGCUUUUAUUCCUUUGGGAAUCAGCAUAGCACAUAUCCCCUCCUCCAAGGCAUGUGGGCCGUUCAGGAGUUUUAACACUUCAUGGGCAGUUGUUGCAGAUACAAUACUUGGGUUUCCAACAGGUCUGCAGAAGGUCCUAUAUGGCAUAGCAUCAGAAGCCUUUGCAGUGCCUUUUUUUAUGGUCAUCUGCCUCGUUAUGUUCUAUUUUAUUGCCUUGGCUGGAGCACACAAACGGGUGGUUGAUCAGCUGAGGGAACAACUGGUUAUGGAGAGUCGUGAUAAGCAGUUCCUAAUCGGAAAGAUAACAGAAGCUCAGACUCAUCCUUGAAAACCACAAAAAGCUAGCAGACCUUUACUUCCUGAACCUCCCAGGACCACUAGAUAAGAGUAGAAGCAUCUGCAGCACCUAAAAACUGAGCAGCUGGCUGUUACCCUGGCACUGCGGUCUAUGUAAUGGACGCUUAUGGUCUUAGCCUUCAUUAUGCUAGUGGACCUUAAAAGUUUCCAAGACUGGAAAUUUAGCGAAUUUAUACUGUUAGACCUGUCCAAAAAAAUCAUAUGGUAGGACACCUUGUUGCUGCUACAAUUUCAGGGUUGUUGGCGUUUAAGUUCCUGUUUUUUCAGGGGUUUAGGUAAAAUGUGAUCAGAACUGAAACUCUAUUUAAGAACUUUGUACUGUUUUUACAAAUGAUGGUUUAAGAAUCUGAAAGGAAAGGUCUGGUUUUACAUGCUUCCAACUCUGUUCUCUUUUAAAACCAAAGCAAAAGAGAGACAUAUGUCAGUAUUUUGAAAUAGUGCGUAGGAGAAGAAAAUACAACAUGGGUUUGAAAUCAGUUUUCUAAAUAUUUUUAGAGAAGAGACUUUGAUAUUUAUUUUGCUCUGAAAUAGCGAAUGCAGUUGAACACUGGAUAACUUCACAAAGUGGUUCAGCGGUCUGAUGAUCAGCUCCACAGGCUGAUGAAAGCUCUAAAUAAACACUGGGAGCAGGAAGACACCACUGGUCUGGUCAACGAGUGGUGCAGGGCUGUAGCAGGGAAAGCCAUUGCUUGGGUGCUGGUCUCGCUACUGUGGAGUAGCCUGUUGUGUUUUUUUUUUUUUAAAUAUGUUAAGGCAUUAUUACCUGUGGUUUAUUUUUGUACAAACAUCUUGACUACUGUUCUCUUUGUUCUAAAAUGUGAAUAUUUGAAAGUUAGGUUUGGAAACAGAGCAUUUAAAAACUUAUGUGUCAGUACCCUUUAAAUGUGUUUCUUCUCGCUUCAGUAAACUGAUGGAGCUGUGUGACUCAGAGGGAACAGUCUUUCUAAGCAGACUACUAUUUCCUUUAUUUAAAGAUUGUGCUUAAUGAUUUUUUCUACAGAAUUGUUUAUUACUUGAAAUUUACCAGUAGCACACUAUUAGUUAAUACGUGAAAGACUAUUCUUUUUAUAUAAUGUUUUGGAAUGUUUUCUGACUUUGUGUUACAGAAAUUAACAGCCAAUAAAUUUUUUUUUUUUU
Messenger RNA from Phalacrocorax carbo (great cormorant), 3599 nucleotides. NCBI's taxonomy places the organism in Eukaryota, Metazoa, Chordata, Aves, Suliformes, Phalacrocoracidae. The record is from RefSeq and is a predicted model, not a curated record.